This is a messenger RNA of Xenia sp. Carnegie-2017, 4353 nucleotides long. RefSeq names its product DNA annealing helicase and endonuclease ZRANB3-like. Gene Ontology annotation, molecular function: endonuclease activity; nucleic acid binding; zinc ion binding. NCBI's taxonomy places the organism in Eukaryota, Metazoa, Cnidaria, Anthozoa, Malacalcyonacea, Xeniidae. Gene Ontology annotation, biological process: replication fork processing; DNA repair. The record is from RefSeq and is a predicted model, not a curated record. Gene Ontology annotation, cellular component: nuclear replication fork.
AUGGCGCCAAGAUUAAAUUUUUUACCAAGUGCUUUGGCAAAAACUAUACUUGAGUUUCAAACAGAAGGUGUGCUUUUUGGGAUUUCUAAAAGCGGAAGAUGUCUUAUAGCUGACGAGAUGGGAUUAGGAAAGACAAUCCAGGCUCUAGCCAUUGCAUAUUACUACAAGAACGAAUGGCCAUUGCUAAUUGCUUGUCCAUCCUCGAUAUGCCUCCUUUGGAUUGAAGAAAUCGAGAAAUGGCUACCAGAUAUUGAACCACAUCAAAUCAAUCUUGUCAAAUCUGGAAUUGAUGUUAGCAACUUAAAAACCAGCAAAAUUUCAGUUGUUGGUUAUGGUAUCCUGAGUUGUAGUUCUUCGCAACUUCUCAUUAAUAACUUAAGAAGCAUGAAAUUUGGUGUUGUCAUUGUUGAUGAAUCUCAUUAUUUGAAAAAUUGGAAAGCAGCAAGGACUAAAGCACUUGUUUCAAUCAUCAAAGAAGCUAAAAGAGCUGUUCUUCUGACAGGAACACCUGCACUGGCAAGACCAGAAGAGUUAUACGUACAAAUUGACGUUCUUAAACCGAAGUUUUUCGGAUCAUUUUCAAGAUUUGCAAGACGUUACUGUGAUGCUCACACGGAAGUUAUGUGUGGUGGAAGAUUUAAAAAAUGGAAUACUCAAGGAGCAUCUAAUCUUGAAGAACUUCAUCAUUUAUUGAUUAGUAAUGUUAUGAUUCGACGUCUUAAAGAAAAUGUUUUAACUCAAUUGCCUGAAAAGAGACGGCAAAGAAUUACCUUUAACCUCACCGAAUCUGAAUCAAAAAAGCAACUGGACAAAGUAAUUAAGGAGUUUCGUGAUGUGUGCAAGAAUUUGAAACUUCCCAGUUCAUCAUUAAGUCAAGAGAAAAGAAUUAACGACGAUGUGACUUUGGGUAAAGUUAAUCAUUUGGCCACAAUGCUUUACAAAGAAAGUGGGGUUGCAAAGAUAUCUGUCAUUCGUCAGUAUAUUGCUGACAUCUUAGAGAACUCCGACAAAAAAUUUCUUGUUUUUGCGUACCAUACUGAAGUUAUGAACGCUAUAGAACAGGAGAUUAUAAAGAAACGAGUAAAGUACAUAAAGAUCGCUGGGGAUGUCCCAUCAGGAUUCAGAACGAGUCUAGUUCAACAGUUUCAAAGUGAUCCUUCAACUCGUGUUGCAAUUUUGAGCAUCCUUGCUGCAUCUAUGGGAAUUACUUUGACUGCCGCUGACCACAUCAUUUUCAGCGAGCUUCAUUGGACGCCAGGUGUGAUGCAGCAGGCAGAGGAUCGCGUGCACCGAAUCGGUCAAAAGAACUCUGUGCUCGUCCAAUAUCUUGUUGCCCGAGGAACCAUUGAUGAAGUGCUAUGGCAAAAACUCUGCACUAAAGUGUACGUAACGACAACAACAUUAAAUGGGAAGUUAGAAGGUCUUGAUGUUGAGGAAGCUAGCGAAAAACAAUGCAAACUUCUCGAGGCGUUUUCAUCUUGGGUCAUUAGCCAUGAAAAGGACGACGAUGAUGAAAUGUUAGAUAAAGAUUUUCUUUUUACCUUUAAUCACGAAAAUAAGAAACAAGACAAUCUUCAAAGAUCUUUGAUGGAAUUUUUUGAUUCUCGUUCGACUCCAAGAAAAUGUGGAAAAGCGAAAAGUUGCGAAGAUUUAAAUGUGAAUGGAAAGUCUUCCACAAACGUUUUGGAUAAGCGAAUGCGUGAUGAGGAUGAUGAAGUAAAUAGAAAAUGUGAGAAUAUAGAUAACGGAUCAAAGGAAAUGAAUGUCGACAGUGUCAGUGACAUCAAAUCAACAAAAGCAACAAUGAAAAAAUACAAAAUUUGUAAGCGGAAGAUUCCUGUAAGCGAACCUCGUGUAUCAAAUUUUAUGGAUAGUGAAAGCCAGGAAAUAGCAUGGGAAUUUGCUCGUGAAAUUGCCGUUAAUGAUACGAGCAUAUCUGAGCCUGCUAGCGCUCAUGUUGAAAAUAUACUGUCUUCAUAUACAAAACUCUUGAAGACUUCGAGGCAAGACGAAAAAGAAAAUGUCAAGAAGAGGAAAACAUCGAGUAACUUUCAUCAAUCUUUAUCCUCCGAAAGAAAUGGGGUUGAAGAUAUAGUUGAUACAAUUGUUGAACAUGAAGAUUCACUUAAAACAGAUCACUGUAAUAGAUACGCACAAGGAAAUCUCGACGUUAGCAAAACUGAUAAUGAAACAGUAAACUUAUGUUCGAAUAUCAAAAGAGAUAGUUCAGUCGUAAACAAUGGAAGUUAUGAAACAACUGCUGAAGGUUUUGAGCAAAAUUGUAAAAGAAAGCAGAAUAAACCAGAGGAAGAAAUGAGCAAAAAUUCAAUAUCUAAAGCUGCAUCUGUUGUCUCUAGUAGAGCGGAAGAUGUGGAUGACUUUAAAUCUUGGUAUUGUUCACUUUGUUCUUUCAAAAAUAACGUUUCUCCUGUGUGUGAAAUGUGUGAGACACCGCGUUACAGAAACCUACGGAAGCUUACAAAUGUCAAGUGGUCCACUGAUAACGUUGUGGCACGAAAACAACAAGAAAUUUUUAAAAAAAAUUCUGAAAAUGAUAAAACAAAAUUCUGUCAAAAAAAAUGUGGUAAAAAUAAUUUUAGCAAUUUAUCAUCGACGAUAACAAUGGAUGAUAAUGGAGCAUGUUCGUCAGCAAGUGAAAAUUGCGAUUUGGACAAAAUACAAGAGCAUGAACCCAAGCUAUGUGCGCUUUCUAAGAAUCCUGAAGUUGCAGAUAAAUCUGGUGAUUCGGAUGUACUUGAUAAACCUGUCAUAUCCCGUGAUUGUCCCCCAAGUGACAUAGAUAUAUUUCAGUUGAAGCCAACGAAACGCAAGAUUGAGUCACCAAAUGAAAGUGACAUUAUAUCAUCGUAUGAUACGGAUACCUUAAAAGAAGGUCUUAUGGGGACUAAGCACGGAUUUGAUGAUAUCGUUAAUAAUAAAGGGGGGGUCUGCUUGUCUUGCAAGAACUACAAUUUUGACAAUAAUCUUAACAUGUGUUCAUCGUGCGGGCUCAGCAAAAUUGAGAGAAAUUUCCAUGAAUUAGUGUCUGGCCUUGAAGAUGAUGGAGACUGUUGGCAGUGCGAGGAUUGUGGUGAGUUUAGUUUUGGCGAUGCUGUCUUGCGGAAAUGUGAAACUUGCAGACAAAAAGACAAGCAGAAACGAAAACCAUUAGCUGAGAUUUACAAGAGUUUAAGUCAUCUUUUAGUAGAUAUUGAGGAAUCUGAUGAGAUAGAAGUUUUUGGUGGAAAGAUGGAAGUCGUUGAGAAAAUAAUGUUUCGGCUUAGCCGUUACACUGAUCGUGUUUAUCUAUACAAUGAGUUUGGAGAACCCCUCAACUGUAAUGUUAAUAUUAUUGAGAUUGAUGAAUCAAAUGAAGAAAACCUUCCAAUUCUUACGAACAUGGAAAACAAAAAGCAAGUUUUAAAAUUUGCCAGUAAAUGGAAAAAUCUCAGUAAAAAUCACAAAAGAAUGAUCAGAAAAUCUGAAAUAGUCUUUAGCGAUCCUUAUGAAGCAGUUAAAGAAAUAAAAAUGGCUCUUCAAAGAAAACUUUGUACAAACCGUUUUCCUUCAAAAAAACAACUUCGAGCAGAAAUUAUUGAAACUGCGGAGGCAAAGAAUGGAGGAAUAAGACAAUUUGUUUUAUCUAAUGGAAAAAGGAUUGAUGCUGUUGUUGUUAGAGAAAACGAAAUGAACGAUUUAAAUGAUGACGGAAACAAAAAAUUUGGUUUCAAGCGCUGGACGACGAAGGUCGACCAUUGUGCAUAUUCUGUAAGGGAAUUGUCGACACAAAGAAUGCGAAUUCCUUGUGGGGAAAGAUUUUGCUCUCACCAAUGCAAGGAGAAAUAUCAGUGUCGUGUGAGUGGCACUCGAGUACGCCAACAAUUGUUUGAAGAUGAGAAAGGUGUUUGUCAGAAAUGUGGAUUUGAUGCGCACAAGCUUUACUGUACUAUAAAACUGAUGACUAAAGCUGAUAGGCGAUCUUAUCUCAAGCAGUCUCCAUUUAUCUCGUUACCUGUGGCUAUGUUAAAUAGAAUCAUAAUCGAUCCCAAGGAAGGAAUGUUCUGGGAAGCUGAUCAUGUACUUGCAGUGGUAGACGGGGGUGGAGAGUGUGAUCUGGAGAACUACAGGACACUUUGUGUUCCUUGUCAUCGUCAAGUCACAGCCGAGCAGCGCGACAGACGAAGAAGGAACCAACGCAAACAGCAAGUCGUUAAUGUACCGGAUAUUACGUCAUUCUUUAAAAAAAGUUGAAAAGAAGGUAAAAAAAGAUAGUCAGUAGCUUGUUAAAUUUCUAGUGUAUCAGAAUGUAUUGUCGUUGUGUUCAUUUGUUAAAGAAGGCUAUGGAUACAAAUA